CUUUCGUCCGAAAGCCGCUUUACAGAUGAUGGCCGACGUCCAUCGAGCUCGCCUGGGCGCCGGUCACCCCCCUUUCACUUACACGUCGGUGGACUAUUUUGGGCCCAUAGAUGUCACACAUGGACGCGGAACCGCAAAGCGAUGGGGAGCCCUCUUCACGUGCAGGGUGACCAGGGCGGUUUAUGUCGACGUUUCAAUUUCCCUCUCCGCCAGUGAUUUUUUAAUGGUGCUGAGACGUUUUAUAGCAGUGUAUAGGAAACCAGCGCAUAUGUUCUCGGACAACGGGACGAACUUGACUGGUGCCGAGCGUCAAUUACGUGUGGAAUUAGACCGGCUGAAAGGCGACAGUGUGCUAGUGACGGAGUUGAGGGCGCUCCGGAUCGAAUGGUUCUUCCAACCAGCACAAACACCACAUUUUGGAGGCUCCCACGAGUCAUUGGUACGAUCGGUAAAAAAUUCUUUAUAUGCCGCGUUGGAUCAAGAGAAGAGUGUAUUGCGUACACCAAGUGAGGAGGUUUUGCGCACGCUACUGUUCGAAGUGGCCGGAUUGUUAAAUUCUCGGCCUUUGACUUAUACAAGCUCCGACCCGGACGACUUCCGUGCAUUAACCCCAAACGAUUUUCUUAACCGAGCCCCUGUGGCUGAUUUGCCGGCUGGAGACUUUGACCAGGCCCUUCCACGCGAUCGUUAUGGUUACGUCCAGAGGAUAACUAACUUCUUCUGGGACGUGUGGCGAGGAUCAUUCCUGCAGUCGAUGACCAGCCGGAAGAAAUGGAGAACACCCGCGCGGAACUUCGUUGUCGGCGAUUUUAUUUUAGAUGAUUGGAAGAAUGCUCCGCGCGGGCGUUGGAGGACCGGCAAAAUCAUCAAGGUCUACCCCGGCACAGACGGAUUAGUUCGAGCAGUAGAUGUGGAGUUCUCCACCGGAAUAUUGCGUCGUGGGAUUCACCAGCUGGCUCUAUUGGAAGCGUGCUCGUCGGAUCCAGCGGAUGAACCAGCAGAAUCCGGCUCGGGGGAGAAUGGAGCCGCGAUUUAGACGUUAUGCUUUAUCUAAUCAAACGAGACGUACGACAUGUAUGGCCAUCUAUAAAAGACGCUUGUUGCUCGAUACUUUCUGUGGCGCCACUUGUUUUCGGAAACUGUUUAACCCUCAUUCCCCCCCUUUGAUUAAGUGACGUCUGUGAGCCUUAAUGGCGGUUCAGUCAGUUUAGAUUUUGGCUCACCCUUUGUGACUUUGAUUUUGACCGACUUCUCCUCCACGAUUCGCUUGAAUACCUACAGUAUCCUACCCACUUGACUGAUUUGAGUGUAUGACGUAAGCGGGCACAUGCCCGACUUGACCUGGAUUUGUUUCCCUUUGUGGGAUUUCUGUUAGUAAGUGAUUGGCCCAGUGUGUCUCAUAGUUGGGACUCACUAUUAGUCGACCUGACAGCUUCACCCCAAUCACUUAGUAGCUCGUAUGACUUGACAGGGUUGAGAUCCCUGAUUUCUUGGAUGUGAAUUGACUCCUGCCUGUGGCAGAAUUUGACUUGAUCGGUCACCCUGAGUGACCCCUGUGCAUGAUAUCUCACCCAA
This is a messenger RNA of Daphnia magna, 1575 nucleotides long. RefSeq lists its product as uncharacterized. The transcript is spliced from 4 exons. Lineage: Eukaryota; Metazoa; Arthropoda; Branchiopoda; Diplostraca; Daphniidae. The coding region runs from base 26 to 1036 and encodes 336 amino acids. Gene Ontology annotation, biological process: DNA integration. The record is from RefSeq and is a predicted model, not a curated record. Gene Ontology annotation, molecular function: nucleic acid binding.